Ceraceosorus bombacis is the source of this 955-nucleotide messenger RNA. The record is from the annotation of a GenBank genome assembly. NCBI's taxonomy places the organism in Eukaryota, Fungi, Basidiomycota, Exobasidiomycetes, Ceraceosorales, Ceraceosoraceae.
AUGCUGCUGCUACUGGUGGUGGCCGCUAGUGGCAUCGCAAAUGCCACGCCAUGGUGUGGAUCAGAGCGACCCUUGGCGCAAUUGCACCCUCGCGUAGAUGCGUCUGAGCACUUUACGCCUCGUCAUCACGCUCGUGCUCGAGCUCAAGGCGAAAAGACGACGGUGGUGCCGAUCGCAUGGCACGUCGUGUACAACAAGAAGGCCGGCAAUGUUUCUAGCGCCACGAUUAAAAAGCAGGUGCGCAAGCUCAACCAUGUGUAUAGCAAGACGCUGGGCAUCAAGUUCGAGAUUGCCAAUAUCACAAGGACGAGGAGCGAUUGGGCCCAGACGGCUUUGACGUUGAGUUAUCUCAAGGACUCGGCCAGCAGACAGAUGAGGGAAGCUCUGCAUACUGGAGGGCCUGGCACCAUCAACGUCUACUCGCUCGAUUUUCCAGAUGCGCGCGGCAUCGAACUCAAAGGAUACUCUUCCUUUCCAGAAGACAUCGCCGGCUCUCCCAAGCUAGACGGCAUCAGUUUCGAUUACAAGACGAUGCCGGGCCAAGUUCGCAACGGGACGACGUCGAUUGGAAUGACGUUGGUGCACGAGAUGGGUCAUGCGUGAGUGCGGCAAAAGCCACACAAAUCAGGAUUUUGCGCCCCCGCGUGUCGAUGCACUGAGCCGAGAUUUGCCCAACUUCCACAACAGCUUCGGUCUGCAACACACCUUUGUUGGUGGCUGCGACGGCGAAGGAGAUGGCGUGGACGAUACGCCGGCACAACAAUUUCCCACAGGCUACACCUCCGGCUGUCCUGUGGGUCAGGUGGAUAGUUGUCCCAACUUGCCCGGCAAAGACGAUGUCUCCAACAUUAUGAACUACGUACCUCAGCACUGCUACAGACCCUACGGUUUCACAAAGGGACAAAUAGCCAGGAUGAAGACGCUCUCUAGCAAAUACCGCGGAUUUACCUUUUAG